AGGAGAGGGAGGAGCACAUCCUAAUGCAGAGAUGCUGCAGUGGCUUUGGGCACACACAUCCACACUCGGGCAGGCACCAGCCGAGCACUGCCUCGCAGCCCAGCCGCCGGCAGCCGCGGAGCCCCAGCUCAUGCACACGCAACCAUCCCGCACAAGGGCUGCUGUCCCCGCUCACCCAUAGAGGCUCAGCCGCGGAGGCUGUAACCCAGCCGGAGGUGCAGGAUGGGACACGCCACUGGAUUUGUCCGCACAUCCCUAGCUGUCGUCACCUUUCUGGUUUGGUGCCAAGCCCAGAGUAGCACGAGGAACUACGGGCCGGUGUUUGAGGAGCAGCCUGUGCACACCCUCUUCCCUGAAGGCUCAGCAGAAGAAAAAGUCACGCUGGCUUGCCGAGCAAGAGCCAGUCCCCCUGCGACCUACAGGUGGAAGAUGAAUGGCACAGAGAUAAAGAUGGAGCCAGAUUCCCGUUACAGGCUGGUUGCAGGCGACCUAGUGAUAAGCAACCCCGUGAAAGCCAAGGAUGCUGGCUCCUACCAAUGCGUGGCAUCUAAUUCCAGGGGCACGGUGGUCAGCAGGGAAGCUUCCCUCCGCUUUGGCUUUUUGCAGGAAUUCUCCGCAGAAGAGCGAGACCCCGUGAAGAUUACAGAAGGCUGGGGAGUGAUGUUUGCCUGCAGCCCCCCUCCCCAUUACCCAGGCUUAUCCUACCGAUGGCUCCUGAAUGAGUUUCCCAAUUUCAUCCCAGCCGAUGGAAGGCGUUUCGUCUCUCAGACCACUGGAAACCUUUACAUUGCCAAGACAGAAGCUUCCGACCUGGGGAACUACUCCUGCUUUGCCACCAGCCACAUCGACUUCAUCACCAAGAGCGUUUUCAGCAAGUUCUCCCGGCUCAGUCUCGCUGCAGAGGAUGCCAGGCAGUAUGCACCCAGCAUAAAAGCCAGGUUUCCUGCAGACACCUACGCUCUGGCUGGGCAGAUGGUGACUUUGGAGUGUUUUGCCUUUGGAAACCCUGUUCCUCGAAUAAAGUGGAGGAAGCUGGACGGCUCACAGUCCUCCAAGUGGAUCGGCAGUGAGCCCCUCUUGCAGAUCCAGGAUGUUGGCUUUGAGGAUGAAGGCACUUACGAGUGUGAGGCUGAAAACAUCAAAGGGAGAGACACCUACCAGGGCCGCAUCAUCAUUCAAGCUCAGCCGGAGUGGCUGAAGGUGAUCACAGACACAGAAGCCGACAUCGGGUCCGACCUGCGCUGGAGCUGCGCGGCUGCCGGCAAACCCAGACCCGCGGUGCGAUGGCUUCGGGACGGGCAGCCGCUGACCUCCCAGAACCGCAUCGAAGUGAGCGGUGGAGAGCUGAGAUUUUCCAAGCUAGUCCUGGAGGACUCUGGCAUGUAUCAGUGUGUGGCUGAGAACAAGCAUGGCACAGUAUAUGCAAGUGCUGAAUUAACAGUGCAAGCCUUAGCACCAGAUUUUAGACUAAACCCAGUGAAGCGACUGAUACCCGCAGCCCGAAGUGGGAAGGUCAUCAUCCCAUGCCAACCACGAGCAGCACCAAAAGCCACUGUGCUCUGGACCAAAGGGACUGAACUUCUGAUCAACAGUAGCAGGGUGACUAUUACCACAGAUGGCACCUUGAUCCUCCAGAACAUCAGCAAAUCCGAUGAGGGAAAGUAUACCUGCUUUGCUGAGAAUUUCAUGGGCAAAGCCAACAGUACUGGAAUCCUCUCUGUUCGAGAUGCCACCAAAAUCACAUUGGCACCAUCUAGCGCAGACAUCAAUGUCGGUGAAAACCUCACCCUGCAAUGUCACGCAUCCCACGACCCCACCAUGGACCUAACCUUCACCUGGUCACUAGACGAUUUCCCCAUUGACUUUGACAAGUCUGAGGGGCACUAUCGGCGCGCCAGCGUGAAGGAAGCUAUCGGGGACCUCAGCAUCUUCAACACCCAGCUAAAGCACUCGGGGCGGUACACGUGCACUGCCCAGACAGUUGUGGACAGUGCUUCGGAGUCAGCCACGCUGACUGUCAGAGGACCUCCAGGCCCCCCCGGGGGUGUGGUGGUGAGAGACAUCGGUGACACCACCGUCCAGCUGAGCUGGAGCCGUGGCUUUGACAACCACAGCCCUAUCGCCAGGUACAUCGUGGAGGCGCGGACCCUCCUCUCCAGCAAAUGGAAGCAAAUGCGUACCAAUCCUGUAAAUAUUGAAGGCAAUGCAGAGACAGCCCAGGUGGUGAACCUCAUUCCUUGGAUGGAUUAUGAGUUUCGGGUCUUAGCGAGUAACAUCCUUGGAGUUGGGGAGCCAAGUCUACCCUCCAGCAAAAUCCGUACCAAAGAAGCAGCACCGACUGUGGCACCAUCUGGGCUGAGCGGAGGUGGAGGGGCUCCCAACGAGCUCAUCAUCAACUGGACACCAACGCUGCGAGACUAUCAGAAUGGAGAUGGCUUUGGCUACAUCUUGUCAUUCCGCAAGAAAGGCACCCAGGGGUGGCUGACAGCAAAGGUGCCGCACGCAGAAUCGCUGCACUACGUCUACCACAACGAGAGCAUCGGCCCCUACACCCCCUUUGAAGUGAAGAUCAAAGCGUACAACAGGAAAGGAGAGGGACCGGAGAGCCUCACUGCCAUCGUGUACUCUGCAGAAGAAGAACCAAAAGUGGCUCCUUUUAGAGUUAUGGCCAAGGCUGUUCUGUCCUCAGAAAUGGAUGUGUCCUGGGAGCCCGUUGAGCAGGGAGAUAUGACUGGAGUGCUUCUGGGCUACGAGAUCCGGUACUGGAAGGACGGUGAUAAAGAGGAGGCGGCUGACCGAGUGAGAACCGCGGGACUGGUCACAUCGGCUCACGUAACUGGCCUAAACCCCAACACCAAAUAUCACGUGUCAGUCAGAGCCUACAACCGGGCUGGAACUGGCCCCCCCAGCCCCUCCACCAACGUCACGACCACAAAACCACCACCAAAGAGGCCACCUGGCAACAUCUCCUGGACUUUUUCUGGGUCUACGGUCAGCAUCAAGUGGGACCCAGUGGUGGCGAAGGCGGAGGAGUCUGCAGUUACGGGGUACAAGAUGCUUUACAGGCAGGAUUCCCACUCUGCUCCCACACUAUUCCUGGCCAGCAAGAGCCGGAUCGACAUCCCUGUCCCUGAAGACUUCACUCACGCCUUCGUACAGAUCAGGGUGACGGGCCCUGGGGGAGAUGGAAUCCCAGCAGAAGUUCACAUCCUCCGAAACAGUGGGACAAGUAUGAUGGUGGAAGACUCUGUGAUGAGACCAGUGCCACAUGCCAUCGUUAUUACAACUAACUCUCUACUAAUGGUGGCCUUGAUCAGCUACCUGGAGCUCUGACGAUGGCCAGCGCAGCAGAGGACUCCCGGACACCUUCCUCCCAAGCCACUGGGGAACUCCUUAACAUCUGGCUGCUGCAACUUCCAGUUUAUACCACAGCAGCACUACAGAGAAAGGAUUUGACAAUGUUGUUGGAAGGGAGGAAGAAAGCAGCAGCUGUUUUGGUUUGUUUUGGAAGAAUAUAAGCUUUCAUACAAGACAUGGGUCUUUAACCGAUUAAAUUUUUUUUUAAAGAAAGGAGUAAAACAAAGAAGAAUUCUACGUGAAUUCUGACAGCCAACUGCCCAACACACUGUAUCCAGUAGGUUUUCUGCCUUAUGAAGCCAUGUACUAAAAUAACCAGACUGCUAAAUCUGACCUUUUUUUUUUUUAAUAUGUACAGUGAAUUUUGGGGGGGUAAGGGGAGGAUGGGGACUGAGGAUUUGACAGCGAUCAGCAUGUUCCAUACCAAUCCCAGUCACAGCCAUCUCUAAUGACUUAUGGGACAGGAUUUUUUUUUUCUCCCUCCCCUCCCCCAAUAUGAGCCAAAUUCUGCAGCAACCAGCCCAAGGAGAUAAAGCCACAAGAGAGACUGAGCUCUGCCCCAUCCUGAAGAUCAGAUGUGAACAGAAUUUAGAUUGUGAAAAGCUUUUUUUACAACACUGGUGUUAACUUGCAACCCCAGCCUAUUGUCUGUAUCAACUGUUACACUGUGAGGUGCAACGUUCAAUGUUAUCCAUAUCCCACAUGCUUUUGGGGUGUUUUUGUUAUACUGUUUGCUUCUUUCCUUUUUGUUUGGGGGAGGAGAAGGGGUAAGCAAAAAGGAGAUACUUUUCUAGCAUCUGCUAAUUCAAAGAGGUGGUUCUGCUUAAUAACAGAGAUGUCAACAUACCCAAUUUCCAUAGAGAGGGUCUUAAAGGAGGAAGAAAAAGGAAUAUGACAUAAUUUAAACAAGAACUGGAGGCUGAAGGAAGCCGUCACUGGGGCAACAAGGAAAAUCUGGACUCAGUCAGAUUCACCUCCCCACACAAACGGUUCUGAACAGCCAACAUGCCAGUCUCCCCUCGGGAUGCCUGUCAGUCAGGCUGGUUUUCAGGCCCAAGGCUGACCCAGCUGAUGGAAAUGGGAGGGCUGAUACCCCAAAGAAGUACAGGGAUGCCGAGGUGCACCAUUAACUAAAACAGCUGGGGACGUUGCUUAUUAAAACCUCUCUGUCUCCCAGUAAAGCAACUGACCAAAGCUAA
Molecule: messenger RNA, 4556 nt
Organism: Falco peregrinus (peregrine falcon)
Lineage: Eukaryota; Metazoa; Chordata; Aves; Falconiformes; Falconidae
Gene: CNTN2
Product: contactin 2
Exons: 23
Coding region: 223-3333 (1036 amino acids)
Biological process (GO): cell-cell adhesion; brain development
Molecular function (GO): cell-cell adhesion mediator activity
Source: RefSeq, a predicted model, not a curated record